AUGAUGAUGAUCCCUUCCAUACUUUCAUUGGGUUUGAUUGCUGCUACCACGACAGCUACGGCGAUCCACAAUGAUGUCGAUCCACCACCACCAUUAUUGCGCCUACCCUUGAUGCGUAAAUCAGCAGCACCCUUAGCACAGCAGCAACAAUUUGACAAGAGGGAUCCUUUUACCACCUCCUUGUACAACGACCAAGGAUCACAAUAUUUGGUAUCUGUAGGGAUUGGCACACCACCACAAAAUUUUACAGUGACCCUUGACACGGGAAGUGCUGAUCUAUGGGUGCCAUCCAGCCAAUGUCCUCGACGUGAAUGUCCAUUUGGAGGUUUCAAAGAAUCCGAGUCAUCCACGUUCAAUGAUCAUCAUGAGCGAUUUGGCAUCCAAUAUGGCAUAGGUAGUGUGAAUGGCACUUAUGCAACUGAUACAGUGACUGUAGCAGGUGCCAGUGUUCCCAAUCAGCAAUUUGGACUUGCCACGACCACCGAAAGCAUCCUGACAGCAACCAACAAUCAAUCCACCGUAAAGGCCAAUGGUAUUUUGGGACUUGGCUAUCCACAAUUGACGGCUGCACAGAAUCAAAAUGAAAAGAAUUACAAUCCCUUUGUAUUCAACUUGGCCAAGAACAAGAUUAUUCAAGAUCCCGUGUUUUCAGUGUACAUGAAUCGUGGUGAUCAACAAGGAUGGGCUGGGGAGAUUAUUUUUGGUGGUGUUGACAAGAGCAAAUAUACCGGCGAUUUGCAUUACCUCCCCGUAGCCCAACUUACAUCCAGUUUAUCACCCUCCAGCAAUGGCUAUUAUUAUUGGAUGGUGUAUGGUCAAGCCAUUGCCGUCAAGAAUACGCCUGGAGACAAUGACAAGACAUACAACUUGGGUCGACAAUCAUCCUCCAUCUUUGGGAGCGGCGAUGAUGAUUUUGGAUUUAUGCAGCAGCUUCGAGGACAACACACAAAACGACAAACAUCCUCCACGUCUUCAGCAGCAGCUUUUAUUCUUGAUACUGGCACUACAUUAACCUAUCUUCCUACACGCAUGGCGCUUGAUGUCGCCAGCCGCAUCGCGGGUGGCUCCGAUGGCUUCAAAUUGGAUCGUCAAUCGGGUGUCUUGCUGGUGGAUUGCUCUGUUGCUCAAUCGUCAGCCAAUGUCGAAUUGCACAUGUCCCAAACUUCAGAACCUUCAAGUUCACCCGUGGUGCUCAGUGUCCCAGCUUCAGCAUUGGUCAUUCCUCUCGAUACGAAUUCACCUCAAAACGCAUCCGCUUGUAUGCUUGGCAUUGCUCCUCUUGGCAGCUCAAGUGGCAGCAGCGGUGUGGGCUCCAGCAUGUUGCUUGUGGGUGAUUCGAUGCUUCGUAGUGCUUACCUUGUAUUUGACAUGGGCCAAAAUCGAGUGGGUAUUGCAGCUGCUAAUGGUGUGCAAGGAAGCGUCAAUGGCGUCUCUGGCAGUGAUAACAGCAACACGGGCAACGGCAAUGAUGAUGGUAAUGGUGGUGGUGGUUCAUCAACAUCAUCGUCAUCCUCUUCUUCCUCGUCAAACAACUUGGAAUCAUUGGCAACCCAAUCCAUUCUCCAGUUCUCUCGUCAUUUGCUACUAUUCGUUACUUGCUUUAUCGUUUCGUUCACCCAUUCUCUGUAA
Molecule: messenger RNA, 1629 nt
Organism: Lichtheimia ornata
Lineage: Eukaryota; Fungi; Mucoromycota; Mucoromycetes; Mucorales; Lichtheimiaceae
Exons: 2
Coding region: 1-1629 (542 amino acids)
Biological process (GO): proteolysis
Molecular function (GO): aspartic-type endopeptidase activity
Source: RefSeq, a predicted model, not a curated record